This is a messenger RNA of Leptinotarsa decemlineata (Colorado potato beetle), 1211 nucleotides long. RefSeq lists its product as uncharacterized. The record is from RefSeq and is a predicted model, not a curated record. NCBI's taxonomy places the organism in Eukaryota, Metazoa, Arthropoda, Insecta, Coleoptera, Chrysomelidae.
AUUCCUUUUGAUAUACGACCGCUCUCUUUCUCAUUGGUAAAAAAUUCAACCGCCGUUUCUGAAGUAUUUGAAGACUUUGAAGGUUAGUCAGAUAGAUCAUUUAGAUCAGUGAAGACGGUAAGCAAUAAAUGAUUACAGAAAAUAUUUGCCAACACUUGUGAAUUAGUAAGCGAAGAUUUUGUAAGCUGCUUCUCAUAGAGAGAGACAACGCACACCCUUCGCGCUUGAUCGUGAUUUUGCGGUAAAUUUGAAUCAGGCAGAAUGGAGCAGAUUUUAUCCAAUAUAAAAGAGUGCCUUUUGUUAUUCAAUUAUCCUCUUUCCAAUAGCAUGACCGAAGAAGAGUUGGGAGAUAUAUUCCACAUUUCCAAUAGAUGUUUCUUGAUUUCUUGGAUGUUGAAACUCCUAGAUGAUUCCUACAAAGAUAUUGUGAAUCUUGAAGAGAAUAAGCAAAAUGAAGAAGUUCUCGGAAGUCUUAUUUGUGAACUAGGCUUUUGCAGUAAAAGAGAUCAAUCAUCAUUUAUGAAUGGAGAUUUGGAUGUUUCUAAACAACUGGACAUACUCUAUAAGAUGUUCAAAUAUAUCAAAUUGGUGAAAGAACCCAGUCCUGAGAACCACAUACCUUCAGUUUCGAAUGGAGACAUAACUCUUCUGACAAAUAAAAAUUUAAAUUUAUUUCCUAUGUAUGGUGACAUCAAAACAUCUAACUCUUCAGAAGACUAUUCGGAUAAGAUGAGAUUAUCAGACAAUGCAUCAGGAAGUGAAAAUGAUUUAACUGUAGUCAGUGAAGUCCUGGAUGAUAUUGAGACACUUGUUAAAGAGCUUCGCCAAUAUUUACCAAAGCUAGAACUGGCUGCCCAGAAUCUCCCUAAGGAAGAUAUAUCUUCUGAAGAAAAAAUUGUAUUUCGUCCUAGUUAUAGAGAAAUAUUAUGUCGUUGUAAUGAAUCUAUUAAACAGGUUAACCAGUUUGUUCAAAACUUAAACACCAUAGAGAAGUUCAGUAAAUCUGAUCUCAAUUUUGAUAAACUGAGGACCAGUACUGAUGAAUCUAGAGAAAUGCUGAAUAAUCUGUGGGAGGAAAUACUUGUUACUUUGAGGUAUCAACAAAUGAAAUGAAGAAAUCGAAUAAUUUUCCAACACUAUAAUAUGGAAAAUACAAAAAGACUUGUAAUAUAUUUUUGGCUAAAAGAGAUGAAAAAAGCUUGAUGCUUGAU